AUGGGCGCUUAUUACUGCAUCGCCAGUAAUGGAAUACCACCAACUGUUAGCCGUCGAUACCACGUCGAAGUGCACUUUAUUCCACAAGUGAAGGUUACUAACCAGCUAGUGGGGGCACCGUUGGGCAGUGACGUCGAACUGCAGUGUUACAUCGAAGCAUCUCCUAAAGCUAUGAAUUCCUGGUAUCGUGAAGAUGGAAAAUCUCUAGUAAGCGAUAAAAUAAUGGAGAACCCGAAGCUGCGCAUAGAGGAGACGAUACUGAAUGAUUAUUCUCGGUGGAUGAACCUCACUAUAAAGUCGCUGUCACUGAACGACUAUGGUACAUACGUUUGCGCUUCGGUAAAUGCGUUAGGGAAGAUGGAGAGCCAAGUCAGUUUACAUAGAUUACAGCUAAGCAUGAAUGGGUUCGGUGCGGAGGAGCCAAUGGUGUCAGGUGCGGCGUGGCAGCGCGCGCGCAAUCUACCCUCAGCGCGCGACCGUCCAGCGGCCUCACACGCACAUCAGUACUUCCUGACGAAACAUUUACCACCACAACUAUACGCACUCCUGUUAACAGCACUCAGAUACGUUAACACAUUCUAA
Diatraea saccharalis (sugarcane borer) is the source of this 582-nucleotide messenger RNA. The record is from the annotation of a GenBank genome assembly. Lineage: Eukaryota; Metazoa; Arthropoda; Insecta; Lepidoptera; Crambidae.